AUGUCGUUCGUCCUGCCCAACCCACCGACGACCGACCCCGCGCGCCGCGACUACUACCACCACGCCGGCCCCGCCUCGUCCACCGCCGCCGCGCCCGUCGCCUCGACUAGCGCCGCGCCCAUGUCGUCCGGCGUGAUCGGGCUCGAGGGCAGCAGAAGGGCGGCAGCAUCGGCCAGGCCCGCGACCAGGAGAAAGGGCAAGGGCAAGGGCAGGACCAUGAGCCUCAAGAUCUUCUACUCGCUCAACUCGCCCCGACUCGGCACGCCGUCGUCAUCGAGCACGACGCCCCAGCUCCUGCCCGCCUCGACCCCGACGCCCGACUUCCUCGCCGUCCUCGACCCGGCCCUCGCGCCCUCGCCCAACCCGCCCGCCCAAGACUCGCCCCAGGCGACCAACUAUGCGUGCAUGGCUCGGCUCUCGGCGCCCGUCUGGGUCCAGAUCGUCGGCGGCAGGCGAGGCGCAGACGGCGAGGACGCCGCCCAGUUCGGCCGCAUCACGCUCAAGACGUGCUUGAGCGCCAUCUGCAUCUCUCGUCCCGAGCUCGUGUUCGACCCGACCAAGGACUUCUCGGUCUCGGCCGUCGACCCGUACGAGUCGUCGCACCAGCGCCAGGCGCCGGGCAGCUCGGUCUCGGGCACGGCGGCGUCGUCGCGACCGGGCGAAGGUCUCGUCGAGGGCAAGGGCAUGCUGUCGUGGACCCUCGCCGAGAAGAAGGAGGGCACGACGAUGGUGUGCGGCAAGAUUGUCGGGCCGUCGGGCACCGAGGCGCGCAGGCGCAAGCGCAGGAGGUUUGACGACGGGAGCGGACCGGCUGAGGUGGACGACGAGGACGAGGACAGCGAGGGCGAGGAGCCGGAGGAGACGCUCGAGAUCUGGCUUCAGCUCACCGAGCGCGACGCCUUUACGCAGGGCCAGUUCCUCGAUGCCCUGCGCUCGUACCACCACAACCCGGUGCAGAUCUCGGACCUCAACUCGUCGCCGCCCAAGCGCCACGAGUCGGCCGUCUUCCCGCCCGCCGCCUCGGCUCCUCGCCAGUCGACGAGCAGCACCGGCGACCCGGUCAAGCGCAAGCGUCCUCGCGAGUCGCCCGUCCUGCCCAUCCCGUCGGCGCCGCCGAGCACCACCUCCCUCGCCGCACCUUUCGCCACCGGCCCCGCCGAGUCGUCCCCCGCCACCUUCCCUACCCCUCUCCCGACGCUCGACUCGGCGUUCGACACCGCCGGCGCCGACCUGCAGGGCCCGCAAAACGCCGCCGUCCUCAACCAGCUCCUCGCGUCGCUGUCGGCCGGCGCCGGCGUCGGCGCCAACGGCCUCGCCGGCCUCCUCCCGUCGUCCCUCCCUCUCGACUCGCCUCAGCUCCUCCCGGCGCUGCAGACGCUCGCCAAGUACUACGGUCUCGACCUCCCCGGCCGACAGGGUGCAGCGUCGAGCUCGUCCAGCACGCCCUUCCCGGCCUCGACUGACCCGGCGCCGUCGAGCGCGCCCGCGCCCGCACCUGCGCCCGCAUCUACGGCGGCGUCGGCUUCAACGACGGGCGGCGGCACGACGCGUCGUCGCACGGCCAAGGACCGCGAGCACUUUGUCGCGAUCGACCUGAGCUCGCUCGCGGCGCCGCCGACCAACAAGCAGAACCCGCGCGACGCCAACGGGUGCUCGAACUGCCGCCGCAAGAAGAGCACGACCUGGCGCGAGGGGACGGGGAGCGACGGCGCGCUCACGACCGUCUGCAACGCGUGCGGCACGUUCUACAACAAGAACGGCUACCACCGCAACAAGCCGGGCCAGAACGCGGCCGCCGAGACGUCGCCGCCUCAUCAGCAGCAGCAGCAGCUCGCGCCCAAGGGCGGUCGUCCGCUCCAGGGCCGACUCACGGCGACGUGCGAGGCCGACCUGCAGCGCAAGGUCAAGAAGCACAAGGCCGCGGCCGGCGUCGUGCCCGGCGUGAUCCCGCCGCUGUCGCCGUCCAAGCACGUCGGCCCGCGCUCGCCGGCGCUCAAGUUCGACUUUGGCGGCGGGCACCGCAGCGUCGGCCGCAGCGCCGGCGUCGUCAUGAGCUCGCCGGGUCGCUCGCCGCGCCUGCGCUACCGCUCGACCGUCGUCCCGUACCCGGCGACCUCGCCUCUUCGCGGCUCGACGUCGGCGGCGGCGGCGCGUGCGGCGGCGACGUCGAGCAAGAACGUCGACGCCGACUACGAGUCGGACGGCGAGGAGCGCGGGCCCAACCCGCUCUCGUUCGGCAGCCUGUUCGGGCUCAACGGCAGCCCGAGCCCGGUCCGCGUCGAGCAGCGCCCGGCGAGCGGCGGCGAGGGCAUGCCGAGCUACCUCCUGUCGGCGAGCCCGGGCACGGCCCUCGACCGCAUCCUCAACGACACCAACAUCGGCUCGAUCGGCGGCAUGGCCGGCGCCGCCCCGGUCAGCGACGCCAUGCAGCUCGAGGAGGCGGCCGCGACGACGCUCGACGACGACUUUAGCUUCUUCCUCCAGCCGCACAGCCCGACGCGCGGCAACAAGGAGAACGCCCGGCCUCGAGCCGGCACGGCGACCGACGGCGUCCCGACGACCGACCCCGAGGCGUUCGAGUCGAUCCUGUCGUCGCUCCGCCGCAACUUUGACACGCGUCUGUCGUCCAACGCGCUCACUGCGCCGUCGUCGCCGGCGCCGUCGAGCCCGUGCGUCCUCCCUCGCACGAGCACGGCGACGCCCGGGUCCAAGGGCAAGGCGCCGCAGUCGGGCGGGCGCGAGCCGCCGUCCAUCCUCGAGGGCUUCAUGGACAGCCUCGUUCCCGGGCUCCUGUUCGGCUCGGAGAGCGGCGGCGCGUCGUCGGCGCGGCAGCAGGUCGGCUUGACGCCGGCGAGCGACUCGGACGCGUGGUCGCCUGCCGACGCGCACACGGCCCAGCACGACCUCGACCUCGACCAGACGCUCACGCUCGACUCGUUCGCCGGCAACUCGGUCGCCAAGUCGCGCCCGCCGCGCUCGUCGACGCGGCAGCACGGCCAAGAGCACGACAAGGCGCGCCCGAGCGCGAGCAAGAACGUCAACCGCCGCGCGCCGUUCAUCCCGGCCCACCUCCUUGCGCCGUCCGACGCGACCGACUUUGACUACGGCUCGCUGCCGCCGUCGAGCCCGCCGCAGCUCCCGAGCGAGGCGUUCCCGACCCCGUCCGACUUUGACGGUAUCACGCCCUCGGCCGACGGCGGCGACAACGACGAGCAGCGCGCGCACGUCGGCGCCGGUGGCGCAGGAGCUGGCGGCGCCGAGUCGCUCUCAAUCGAGGCGGUCGCGGCGCACGUCGCGCGCGAGCCCGACGUCGACGCGCGCAAGGGCAUGAUCGCCCUCCUCCAGUCGCUCAGCGGCGGCGCCGGCACGACGGGCAUCGCCGAGCAUGUCCACCUCCCCGGCGCGGGCAACGACCAGAUCCAGCUCGACCGCGGCACCGUCAACCGCCUCCUCGCGCUCAUCUCGGCAAAGUCGCCCGCCGGCGAGCGGACCGCCGACGACGUCUCGCCGACGCCCGCCAACGACCCUGCGGCUGUAAGCGCCGACAGCGCUGCGUCGUCGUCCACCUUGGGCGCCGAGCGCUCGGCUGCGACGAGCAAGACGACCGCGCCGCCCGUCGCCGUCUACGAGCAGGCCCACCCGACGCCCGACCUGUCGCACUUUGACUUUGACGCGUUCACGACGGGCAACGGCGGCGCACCGACGACGGCGGCGGCGCAGUCGUUCGGCGCUGGCGGGCAGUUGAGCGAGCUGUACACCGACCUCUUCUCAGACACCCCUCAGUUUUAGACUCUCUCUCUCUUUCCUCGCCUCUGAGCCCCUUUCUUGCACAUACCUUCUUCGCCCCUCUGUUCAUGUCCUCGUCCCCCUGCCGUCGUCUCUCGUCCUCUUACGCUCUGUCCAUCCCCCUCGCCGUCCCGUCGUUCUUCC
This is a messenger RNA of Rhodotorula graminis WP1, 3930 nucleotides long. RefSeq lists its product as uncharacterized. The transcript has 5 exons. The coding region runs from base 1 to 3789 and encodes 1262 amino acids. NCBI's taxonomy places the organism in Eukaryota, Fungi, Basidiomycota, Microbotryomycetes, Sporidiobolales, Sporidiobolaceae. The record is from RefSeq and is a predicted model, not a curated record. Gene Ontology annotation, molecular function: zinc ion binding; sequence-specific DNA binding. Gene Ontology annotation, biological process: regulation of DNA-templated transcription.